Molecule: messenger RNA, 1336 nt
Organism: Nematolebias whitei (Rio pearlfish)
Lineage: Eukaryota; Metazoa; Chordata; Actinopteri; Cyprinodontiformes; Rivulidae
Gene: emd
Product: emerin (Emery-Dreifuss muscular dystrophy)
Exons: 7
Coding region: 192-761 (189 amino acids)
Source: RefSeq, a predicted model, not a curated record
AGAGGGCGGGGUUAGCAUGCUACACGUUAACCGUUCGAUUUUUAUCUUGUUUUACCGGUGCUACCAGUGACAAAGAGCGAACGCUCCGGUAGUGGGUGUUGAUUCUGGACUUACUGUAUGUAUUUUUUUUUACAGUCGAGACGAAAGUUUCACCUCAACAUAAACUCAAUAAGCCGCACAGAUAAGUAAAUAUGGCUUCGCUGAGUAAUAAGUCCGCGGAAGAAAUCAGCCAGCUGUUGGAUGAAUACGGAAUCAAACAUGGACCCGUGGUCGACACCACCAGAAGUCUGUAUGAGAAAAAGCUGAAAGAAGCCAUGGCUAAAGACAAUAAAGCUAAACCGUCAUCUGACAAAACGUACUACAGGGAGGAGGAAGAAGAAGAAAUCACUUAUGUUUACACAACACCGAACAGAAGUGAAGGCACUGGAGACAGAAGGACUUACAUGAAAUCAAGACCAGAAUGGACUGGGAGGGAAUAUGAACACGAGACCUCCUACUCCGGCUACUCACAGUCAAGGCCUGAAUAUAGAGGAAGAGGUUUUGCUGAAUCGCCCCACAUGUACGACACCCCGUCCACGUUCAGUAACUCCUCCCUGAAAGCAACACCCCCUAAGUCGGGUCAGGAUGCUCAGAAGGCAGCGAAGUCGACUCGUCUCGUCCCUCUGUGGCUUCAGUUCUUCUUCUUCCUCGCCGUGGCGGUCUUCCUCUACUUGGUUUUCUCCAAUAUGGAGACCAAUGAAACCAUAAAAGGACUGGAAUGAGUUAAUUUUUCUCUUAAUUGACACUGGGGGAACUUAGACAUUAUUCUGCAUUUAAUGUUGAAGAAUGAUAUUUUAAACGUUGCUGUAAUUGUGGUUUUUGCAAUAUUUGUGUUUUUAGCUCAUGCUUUCACCUACUUGUGGAAUAUUUCAUUUUCCCCCAGAGGUUCACAACUCUUAAGUGAACAAAUUGUAACACUAAAUCUUUCAGUCAUGAGUGGAUUGCUGCGCUGUCCAUCCAGAUAGUUGCAACACGAUCUGAUCAGUGUCGCUGCUCGUUAGCCGUUUUGCCAUGAGUUCCAACAGAUUUUACAUUUUAUCCAAUGCCGUGGACGUCAAAUCGUAGCACUUCGUACUAUAACGCAACAAAUAAAAGCACCACACCCUGCUCUGUAACAAAAACUUUAUUGCCGAAAGCUUCCAAAGUUCAGUGAAUCCAACUUCUUUUAAGAUGCUGAAAAAUAAAUAUUUUUAUGUCAAGUUGGCAAAUCAAAUUAGCUUUUUUCUAUUAAAAUUUAAAUUGACGAAGCAGUAAAAACACCUUGAACAGUGUCUAUAUAAAGUCGGUGCAGUGUUAU